UUCCGGGUAAACAGUAUUAGUGUCAAGUCCAACAUAGAAGAGAACCAGUUCUUCAGCAAUGUAGCUAAAGUAGGAAGAAACAACAUGACUGAGAAAAGACUUCACGACACAGAGGUCAGAUUUAGUGCAGACCUGCUGCUUGUCGAACAGACAUGUUUUCCCGGAGAAUGACGCGAUUUCGGCGUAAACUCUACUGCACUUUGGUCGCCCUGGUCUUGUUCAUCUUGGUCGUCCUGAAAAGCAUGUCUAUGGACGACAGGAUCUCAGGGGGCGGCUUUGGGCUUGAAGCCUUUCUUCAGGAAUCCCAGGGAGACGGUGGUGCUGGUGGUGAUGCUGAGGUUCGCAUCCUGUCAGAGACCAGCAUGGUCAAAAACAUCCUGAAGGAAAAGGUCGCGAGCAUUUUUAGGAGAGGCGUCCAGGAGAAAGAUUUCCUUCCACCUAAUUACAACGUACACGUUUUCUACUACACGUGGUAUGGAAACCCUUGGUAUGAUGGGAAAUACAUUCACUGGAAUCACCCGUUCCUGCCACACUGGAACCCCAAGGUCGCAGCAGGCUACGCGACAGGAACGCACAAUCCUCCUGAUGACAUCGGUGCCAACUUCUACCCUGCGUUGGGGGCGUAUAGCUCUCGGAACCCUUCGGUUAUAGAGGUCCAUAUGCAGCAGCUACGGACAGCAGCCAUAGGGGUUUUGGCGCUGUCCUGGUACCCGCCUCUCAUGAAGGACGAUAACGGUGAACCGACUGACGACAUCGUGCCUUUGAUUUUGGAAGCAGCAGCAAAGUACAAAAUAAAGGUGGCUUUUCAUAUCGAGCCGUACAAAGAGCGCAACGACACGAACAUGCUUGAAAAUGUCAAAUACAUCAUUGAUAGGUACGGAGAUCAUCCUGCAUUCUUCAGAUACAAGAAAUCAAACAGCAGAAAGCAUCUCCCGUUGUUCUAUAUUUACGACUCCUAUAUGCAAAGUCCGACCGUCUGGGCGCGGCUGCUUAAGAACGUCAGGAACACCCAGUACGACGGCAUCUUCAUCGGCCUGCUCGUGGAGGAGAAGCAUAAAGACGAGGUCGUGGCUGCGGGCUUCGAUGGCGUUUACACGUACUUUGCGACUAACAGCUUUUCCUACGGCUCCACUCAGCGGAACUGGAGAUCCAUCAAGUGGUUCUGCGACAGCUACAAUUUGAUAUUCAUCCCCAGCGUAGGUCCAGGCUAUAUCGACACCAGCGUUCGGCCCUGGAACGCACAGAACACACGGAACCGGAUGAACGGCAAGUAUUACGAGACGUCUCUGAGAGCAGCGCUCGAGACCAGGCCCGAGAUCAUCUCUGUGACUUCGUUUAACGAGUGGCACGAAGGGACGCAGAUCGAAACAGCCAUACCUAAGAUGAGAGGCAAGACUGCGUAUUUAGAUUACCUUCCCUACAAACCUUCCUUGUAUUUAGACAUUACGCGCAGGUGGGCGGAGAAAUUCAGAGAAGAACAGGAGACCUGGCGAAAGUGAGAGUGCUCCGAAUGGGAUGCGAGUCUGGGUGAAGGAAUUCUUCAUGAAAUGUUGAACGGUUGAUGUUAAUCAAGUAUUCAGUCAAAUCACUUGUGUUAAAUCCUGGAUGACGUCACUCUCAGCGGAACGACCGUCUCCGAUGCUGUCGGGUUAAUGACAUUGACAAAAGCUUAUAAUUAUUCAUUAAAUCGAAAUAAAAUGCCGAACGUUAACUACUUUGAUUCCGUUGUGGACGUAAAAGAUUUCACGGAUUGUUCAACAGGUUAUUCAUCACGUUUGACUGAAAUGUCAUUUUAUUGCUGGAAUUAAUUUCCAAUUAAGCUUUCAUCGCUUAAUUGAUUUGGUAAUCUGAUUAAAUCCCAUGAAAUGUCAUGAAGUCUGAAAUCAGAGUUUUUCUGCCAAUAAAUUAAGGUGACAUGUGUACAGAAAA
Molecule: messenger RNA, 1929 nt
Organism: Clarias gariepinus (North African catfish)
Lineage: Eukaryota; Metazoa; Chordata; Actinopteri; Siluriformes; Clariidae
Gene: manea
Product: mannosidase, endo-alpha
Exons: 5
Coding region: 153-1499 (448 amino acids)
Cellular component (GO): Golgi apparatus
Molecular function (GO): alpha-mannosidase activity
Source: RefSeq, a predicted model, not a curated record